GAUUGAUUCCAAACAAAAAGAGUCUGGGGCUCACAUAUCCUCAUGUCAGCAGGAAAAGGUGGAAGGAAGCAUGUAGACCGUUACCUCUGAGUCAUAAACACUGAGCAAGUUACUAUUCUCCUCCACCUCUUCCUCACUCUCCCUCAUCUGCUCCACCUGCUGCUCCCGCACUGCCACAGGCUGCAGUCACCCCUUCCAGCUUCAGCCUGCCCCUCUCCCAAACAGCUCCAUGCUCCUCUAACCUCCUCACCCCGCAAUCCUCUCUGAUAUCCUCUGCAAGACGCAGCCUCUUCUUUCCCUUUUGCUUUCUCCUUGCUUUCCUACUUGCCAGCAGACCAAGUCCUCAGCCCCUCCUGACCCUUCCUGUCCUGCCUGAGAGCCUCAGGAACUUCUGGAAGCGUGAGGCUUGGGACAAAGAGCAGUGUCAGGGCUGUGCCUGUCCCGGGACAUCGCUUUCCUGACAGUCAUAUGUGCGUAUUUUGCACAUGGUCGUACAUUUUAAAGCAAGGAGGGUUUUUCUCUGACACAGGGGCUCUGCACCAGGCACUGCAUCAGCACAGCAACAGCAUCACCAAUGAAACUGCUUCCAUUCCUAGUUCUGAUUUCCAGUCUGCUGGACUAUGGCUGCUCUUCUCCAAGCUGCAACAUGACAUGCCACAAAGAUGCCAGGUGUGAAGUUCAGGGUGGGACAACAGGCUGCUAUUGCACCCAAGGAUACACAGGAAAUGGCAUAACAGUCUGUAAAGAUGAUAAUGAGUGUGAAAAUGCUACUCAGCCUUGUGGAGAGCAUGCCAAUUGCACAAACACAGAGGGAAGUUAUUACUGCACGUGUAUGUCUGGUUUCAAACCCAGCAAUGGCCAACAAAUUUUUGUUCCUAAUGAUGGAACCUCCUGCGUGGAUGUAGAUGAGUGCAGCAAUGAAGGAAGUGUUGCCUGUGGAGAUCAUGCAAAAUGUGAAAACGUGGAUGGAGGGUUUAACUGCUCCUGUAAGGAAGGUUAUCAACCAUCCACAGGAAAAUUGCAGUUUAAGCCAAAUGAUGGCACUUCCUGCCAAGAAAAUCCAAAGGCAAAGUGUGAGUUAUCCAAAGACUGUAUAGCUGAAUAUAUUAAUAGAACUUUAGCCAGAAUGAGUCAUUUGAAAACACCUCUGGAGAAGCUGCAAGAAAUUAAUAAAAAUACGUUGGGACCACUUUCACCAGUAGAAGUGGUUUCAUAUGUUGAAGCACUGUCUUUUUCAUCGUGGAACACCACGAGUGACUCUGACAAUGAAGCCCUUCACAACACCACCAUUAACGUUUUGGUGAACACUGUGAACAAUUUUUUACAAAAAGACAAAAUUACAGUGUGGGAAGCUCUACCUGUAGAUAACCAAAGGCGGAGCCUGACUAAGCUGCUGCACACUGCAGAGCAGGCAACACUUCUCAUGUCACAGGGCUUCAAAAAGACAGCCCAGCUGGAUGCUAAUGCAAGUGACAUAGCACUCAAGGUUUUUGCUUUUGAUUCACAUCACAUGAAACACAUCCACCCUCAUGUAUACACAGGGGGAGAUUACAUAAAGAUCUCUCCAAAGAAGAGAAAGGAGCCUCACCCAAAUGGCACUGUUGCAGUUGUCUUUCUGCGGUACAGCAACAUCGGUUCUCUGCUUUCAUCACCUCAAAACCGCUCCUCCAAAGAUCCUUCAGAGCACACACAGACUGUAGGCUCAGCACUUAUAGCUGUUGCAAUUAGCUCAAAUCCACCCACGCUCUAUGAGCUUGAGAAAAUAACAUUUACCUUAAAGUAUGCCAAGACUGCAGAUAAAGACAUUAAAUGUGCGUUUUGGAACUACUCAGAUACAAUGAAUGGCAACUGGGCUACAGAAGGCUGUGAGCUGACACAUUCCAACUCCACUCAUAUCUCAUGCAAAUGUAAUCAUCUGACUCAUUUUGCUGUUUUGAUGUCCUCAGGUGGCUCAGUUGGUGUUACAAAUUAUAGCAUUCUUACAAGAAUCACUCAGCUAGGAAUAAUUAUUUCGUUGAUUUGCCUCUCCAUGUGCAUUUUCACAUUCUGGUUCUUCAGUGAAAUUCAAAGCACUAGAACGACAAUUCACAAAAACCUCUGCUGCAGCCUUUUCCUGGCGGAACUUAUUUUUCUGAUUGGAAUUAAUAUGAACAAUAAUAAGCUCUUCUGUUCAAUUACUGCUGGACUACUCCAUUAUUUCCUUCUAGCUGCUUUUGCAUGGAUGUGCAUUGAAGGUAUUCACCUCUACCUUAUAGUUGUGGGAGUCAUCUACAACAAGGGUUUCUUGCACAAGAAUUUCUAUGUCUUUGGCUAUGUCAGUCCAGCCGUGGUGGUUGGAAUCUCUGCUGCACUGGGAUACAAGUACUAUGGCACCACAGAAGUAUGUUGGCUCAGCACUAAGAAUAACUUUAUAUGGAGUUUUAUAGGACCAGCAUGUCUAAUAAUUCUUGUUAAUUUGUUGGCUUUUGGAGUGAUUAUUUAUAAAGUAUUUCGACACACUGCAAUGUUAAAGCCAGAAGUCAGUUGUUAUGAAAAUAUAAGAUCCUGUGCUCGAGGUGCCCUUGCUCUCCUGUUCCUCCUUGGGGCUACCUGGAUUUUCGGGGUUCUCCACGUGGUCCAGGGAUCUGUGGUUACUGCUUAUCUUUUUACAAUCUUCAAUGCAUUCCAGGGGAUGUUCAUCUUCAUAUUUCUUUGUGUAUUGUCUAGGAAGAUUCAGGAGGAGUAUUACAGAUUGUUCAAAAAUGUUCCUUGCUGUUUCGGCUGCUUGAGAUAAAGGGAAGGAAAACACCCAAAAACAUCUCAGGUGAAGAAAGAAGCAACCUACAUGGUGUUGUUAUGGAUAUUACUGCAAAAUAUGGUAUUGUGAAAGUACGAAAUGACCCAGUGAGCAUGCAUAUCUCUUAGCUGAAUUAAUGGUUUUGUACAUACAUGUGCAUUCAUGCAGAACAUCUGUAUUAUUCUGUAUACUAACAGUAUACAAAACAAACGGGAUCAUUGCAAAACAAAUAUUAAUAAAGACAAGAUAAAGAAACAAAUUUUAAAGAACCUCAAGACUUCAUGACUGAGGUUUCGUUUCUGAUAUUAAAAAUAUCUGCAGUUCUUGAAAGCAAGAUACCAAAAACCAACUGGCAUAGCAGAUUUUUUAUGAAGUGCUUUGCUAGUGGAAACAUGUUCACCAUCCUUUUGUAGUAAUGAACUUCAUACACUAAGUUGUAUGUGACCAUCUGCAGGGAAUGGGUUCCAUUAAAGAGUCAAUAGAUAAAGAUCUGCUUCAGCUUAGACUUUUGAAAACAUUUCUUUUAAUUUAAAGUAGAUUAAAAAAGGAAUUUGUUUGAUAUUAUUCUCUUAUCACUCUGAAAUAUAUAUUUGUAUAUUAAUCAAUCCUUUAUUUUUAUAACUUCUAAAGAACUGUUUAUAUCUAAAGAGCUGAGGUCAGAUCUGAUACAAGAAUGGUGGGAUAGUCAUUUUAUAACUGAAAGAUUAUUUUGUGAAUACUUUGAAAAAGAUCUGGUUCUUAUUUUAUUUAAUUGCCAAAAAGACUGAGAUCUGCUUAACUGGCACUAUGAUUUUGGAGGCUGUGGGAAGAAGAUGCUUUCAAUGUUGUUCAUUUCAUAGAGAUACUUGGAAUCCAGACUUUGUAGGAUCAAAUUAAAGUGGUAAAAAUCACCCAUGCAGAAGAACACAGAUUUAAAUUCAAGGUAAUGUGGCUCUGUCCUGUGUACAAUUCCAAUUACAGCAGUUUUCUCAUAGCAUCUUUGAGUCAAGCAGUUGUCUUCCUCUGAGGGUCCUGGGUUUGAAACAAUCCUGCACUUAACCUUAGGAAUGACUCUAGAACUUCUUAAAUCAAAGGGAGUACCCAGGUGCAAGUUUGGCAGAUCAGAGCAUAAACACAAUGCAUUGACAAUUCCACCUAUGGCAUCUGACUUAUUUGAAAAGUAUGCUUUAAUUUCACCCUUUUAGCACCCAAAUUAUGUGAAGUGCUGAGCAAUUUCCUGUCCACAUUGCCUUCUCAGGAAGUGUCCAGGAUCUCAGAUGAGGCCCAGUAUUUUUGCCGUGAGGCACUGUAAAUAUGUAGUUGUUAAUAAAUCCCACUGUUGUGUUGUCUGUUAAAAUAAAGCACUAGUCUGAAUUUUAUUUAUAUUAAAGGAAAUCUUUUUUAGUAAUGAUCAACUUUGGUUCUUAUCCUUUUUUCCUUAUACACAAGGUUUUCAUUGUAUGCACUGCAAUGAUAGGCUUCAUUAAGUAUGUUCCAUGCCUGCGUCAAGUUUUUUGAAAAAGGAGUAGUCUAUUUUUCAAAAAAUUACUAAAGAAUUCUCCUGGUCCUUUGAAUGUAAAAUAUGUGAAUAAACUGGAGUGCUUUGCUUUCACAUUUUGACAUUUCCAUUCAUUUAAAUAAAUACACUGGUAAAAGUUC
Sturnus vulgaris (Common starling) is the source of this 4414-nucleotide messenger RNA. It is a transcript of the gene ADGRL4, whose product is annotated as adhesion G protein-coupled receptor L4. Gene Ontology annotation, molecular function: G protein-coupled receptor activity; calcium ion binding. Gene Ontology annotation, biological process: adenylate cyclase-activating G protein-coupled receptor signaling pathway; cell surface receptor signaling pathway. Gene Ontology annotation, cellular component: plasma membrane. NCBI's taxonomy places the organism in Eukaryota, Metazoa, Chordata, Aves, Passeriformes, Sturnidae. The record is from RefSeq and is a predicted model, not a curated record.